This is a messenger RNA of Thalassophryne amazonica, 2400 nucleotides long. RefSeq lists its product as uncharacterized. Bases 707 to 2128 code for a protein of 473 amino acids. NCBI's taxonomy places the organism in Eukaryota, Metazoa, Chordata, Actinopteri, Batrachoidiformes, Batrachoididae. The record is from RefSeq and is a predicted model, not a curated record. The transcript is spliced from 10 exons.
AUCUCAAUCUUUACACUGGAUUUAACUCUGAAUUUAAAUCCAGUUUAACCCUGAUUAGAUGGGUUUAGAGAUAUCUUUAUCUCUAAACUGGAUUUAACCAGGAAUUUAAAUCCAGUUUAACUUUAAUUAGGAUGGGUUUAGCGAUAUCUUGAUCUUUAAUCUAGAUUUAACUCUGAAUUUAAAUCCAUCUUAACUUUAAUUAGAUGGGUUUGGCGAUAUCUCAAUCUUUAAACUGGAUUUAACUCGGAAUUUAAAUCCAGUUUAAUUAGAUGGGUUUAGAGAUAUCUUUAUCUCUAAACUGGAUUUAUCCUGGAAUUUAAAUCCAUCUUAACUUUAAUUAGAUGGGUUUAGCGAUAUCUUGAUCUUUAAUCUGGAUUUCCACUGGCUAAAUGUGAGAUGAUCCGGCUUGUGCUGAUUUAAACUGCUUCUGAGUGGUUUAUAAAUGUGUUGAUCUAAAACCUGUUCUGUCUAUAAAGUUUGUUUUUCGAUUUUCUCAGAAUUUUGGGAAGAAAUUUUAAAUAUUACAACAGGGGGAAAAAUUCCUAUUCAUUAACUUACGCUCUAUAAUGUAUCAAUAUAGGUGAUUAUGACCAUAGUAAGUUAUUGAUUAAGCGCAGAGUUCACCUGUUGUGACCUCCGGCUGACCUUUGAGCGGGUAAAAUCCGGCCCUGUGAUUGGCUGAGCAGCGGGGCUCCGGAGAGGGACGAUGGUGGUGUCCGUGUUUUGCGUGCUGCUCCUCCUGAGUGGUUCCGUGUCGCUCGAAUUCUCCGCCACAAGCGAACCGGACUCUUUGGCGCGCGGUAGAGCCGAGCUGCGGCGCGUGCGGAGCCUGACGUCACAGCAGCCCUACGGAGAGUGCUGGGCGCGCGCGCUGGAGCACCUGGACACGCGCUGCCAGGAGAUGACGUCAGAGAGCCAGAGCCGCGUGGCGCUGAGGUUCACGCGCUGUCACCUGCACAGCUCUGGCAGGGAUUUCCCAUCAUGCCCUGAAGAGUCUGAGGUCCAUAGGUGUACAGCGGGCAUGGACGCUGUGGCCUUCCACACCUACACAGAGUUUUUCACGCACGCGCACUCCAUGUGUCACUUCCUGCAGUCUGAAGCUUGGCAGAGCAGAGCCGAGACCACCAUGCACAGGUUGACGGAGAGCUCAGAGGGCGUGGCCGACCAGCUGCAGUCCACCCGCCAGAUGGCAGAGGACCUGAUCGAAGCCCAGAGUGCCACCUUACAGGCUCAGCAGGAGAUCCUGAACAACGGGGACGAGCUGAGAGAGACCCUGAGAGACUCCACACAGGGUCUCAGGUCGAUCUUCUCGGAGCUCAGCAGUGUGUCCAGAGAGCAGCAGGUGGCGCUGUCCGAGCUCUUCAGCAGAGUUUCGUUCCUGCAGAGUUUUGUGGUCUUGGAGGCACACAGUAUGAGUUCCUGCCUCUACAACGCCGCUGCGCUGUGUGCCUCCUACCUCCUCACCUCCACCCAGCGCUCCUCCAGAGCCAGGUUGGUGCUGUUGGUUCUGGUGUGUUUGAAUUUCUACCUGGAGAGGAAGAUCCACCAGUUCAUGCUGAGUUCUGACCGUCCAGAACACAAACACACGGAGCUGGUCGGUGUGUAUGUGAGUGUGUUGCGGCGCAUCAUGGUGUGUGUUGGUGUGUGUGUGCUGGUGUGUGUGUGUCUUUGGUACAAAGAUCCAGUUCAGCAAAGUCUGGAGAUUCUGCAGCAGCUCCGUGAGACCCAAAGAAACCUGCAGGAGGCGCUGCAGCACGCAGAGUGUUUAGGGAGACGAGAAGAAAAACAAGAGAUUUGUUUGGAUUUGAAGAGGAGAACAGGAAGCAGGAGAAAAGAGGAGGACAUGGGAGGAGCUGAAGAACCACAUCCUGUCUCCAUGGUCGCCACCGUCUCACACAGCGGUUGGAAUGGCAGUACAGUCUCCACCUCUGUCUGUGGUCCUGAACCCUGCGGUGCCUCGGUGCAGGGUGCUGGUACCAGUAGGCCUGCUGUGAGUCCAAGCAGGCGCCCUCGUCGCUUCUCAUCCUCACGGCUCAGCACCUCCUCCUCUCCUCUGAUGUACAACAUCCUGGUGGACGGGAAACAGCCACGUUACAGCCUGAGGAGCCAAAGAUCGGAGACGACCUGACGCUCGGCUUCCCGCUGACAUCUUUUGCUCAUUUUUCACUGUUUGAAUCAGCAGAAGCACCGUGUGCUUGUAGAUGUUUUUAAAUGAUUAUUUCCUGAAUCUCAAUAAAACAGAAGUUCGUAUUUUAAAAAAUUGCUUUUGUGAAAUGCACAGCACCGCCCUCUGCAGGCCACUAAUAGAAUCAGUUUCAUUGAAAAAAAUAUUGAUGUUAUGUUUAGUUGUUUGAGGGAUCAUUUUGUGAUCUUGUGGUUUUGAUUGACAAAAAGUUUACU